Babjeviella inositovora NRRL Y-12698 is the source of this 557-nucleotide messenger RNA. RefSeq lists its product as uncharacterized. The record is from RefSeq and is a predicted model, not a curated record. Bases 134 to 349 code for a protein of 71 amino acids. The transcript has a single exon. Lineage: Eukaryota; Fungi; Ascomycota; Pichiomycetes; Serinales.
UCGAUACUUUUCUGGAGCAGACAUCUAUUCUUUUCUGAAGCAGACAUCUAUUCUUUUCUGAAGCAACCACCAUCUAUUAUUUUCUGACGCAACCACCAUCUAUUAUUUAUCCUCGAAAGUGGUAUCCUUUGACAUGUCUGAUCUUCCACAUACCCCCUUGGAUAGCGAAGUUGAAGCCCGCGAGGCGGCGGUGCAGCGGAUCUUGGAGUUGAGAAGCCACCUCGGGUUUUUGUUAUAUACGGCAAAGGACACCCAGCGGUCCUGCGCGCGUUAUGAGGUGGAAAACCAGUAUCUCCAGGACUACGUGGGCACCUUGAUGACCACUGCUGGAAUCAAUAAAGCUACAUAGGCGCAUGAGUGGCGCCAGGUAGCCUGCUCAUUGUGGAGGAAACAUAAUUCCAAAAUGCAGUGUCACUGCCUAUGGCGGAAUUCGGGAUUGCUGAGUAUAUGUAUAUACACCUGGCUGAUAGAGACAAGCAGGCACUUGUAUCCUGAUGCUAUCUAAGAUUACUAUAUAGCUACGAGAAUAAAUCUAUAAUAUAGCUAUUGUAUCUCAC